Messenger RNA from Batrachochytrium dendrobatidis JAM81, 2583 nucleotides. RefSeq lists its product as uncharacterized. Gene Ontology annotation, biological process: protein O-linked glycosylation via mannose. Gene Ontology annotation, cellular component: endoplasmic reticulum; membrane. Gene Ontology annotation, molecular function: dolichyl-phosphate-mannose-protein mannosyltransferase activity. NCBI's taxonomy places the organism in Eukaryota, Fungi, Chytridiomycota, Chytridiomycetes, Rhizophydiales. The transcript is spliced from 20 exons. The record is from RefSeq and is a predicted model, not a curated record. Bases 19 to 2436 code for a protein of 805 amino acids.
CGACCAUCCUGCAAGGCAAUGAGACGCACUGCUCCUGCCUCCCCGCCCCCGCCUUUGCUAACCAGCACAAAAGGCCAGUUGUCUCACGGACACCAGAGACGCUCUUCGAGUUUGAGCCAAUACUCUCCAACCAGCAGCAUCUCUUCCACUUCUCCAAAGCGUGCAGGCAAAGCUCAUUCAAAUCAACUGCCACAGCCCUUUGGGAGAGAGCCUAAACUGACAUUUUUUGCAUACAGCGAGAGUCGAGGUCCUCAAGCAGUCAGUAUGGGUAUUAUUUUGAUACUGACUCUAAUUGCUACUGCUGUCAGACUGUACAAUCUUCCACAGCCGCCAGAAGUUGUAUUUGACGAGGUUCAUUUUGGCGGAUUUGCAACAAAGUAUAUCAAAUCAGAAUUCUUUAUGGAUGUCCAUCCUCCUCUCGGAAAGUUGAUUGUUGCAAGUAGUGGAGUGCUUUUGGGAUACAAUGGAUCGUUUUCUUUCAAGGAAAUUGGCCUAAGUUACAUCUCCUCCAAAGUCCCAUAUAUCGCAAUGCGUGGUGUUCCUGCAUUUAUGGGUGCUUUAUUAUCCCCGAUUUCGUAUACUACAAUGAGAAAUUUUGGGUUUUCUACAACGGCAUCUGUACUGACAAGUAUUUUGGUCAUAUUUGAAAACGCUUUUGUCUGUCAAUUCCGUCUUAUUUUACUGGACUCCUUUUUAGUUUUUUUUACUGGAUUAACUGCUAUGCUAUGGACCGAGUUCCGUCGCGUAUAUGAUCGCCCAUUCAGUCCUUUGUGGUGGAGAACACUGACAUUUACUGGAAUCGGUAUAGGUCUUACUGUUAGCGUAAAAUGGGUUGGUCUUUUCACCAUUGCAUUGAUUGGAGUUGCUACACUGCAAGAUCUUUGGAAUUUAAUCACUGAUGGAAGCGUCCCUAUACGUGCUUUUAUCAAGCAUCUUUAUGCACGAGUGAUUUGUCUUAUUAUUGUUCCUGUAGCAAUCUACAUGUUACUUUUUCAAAUCCAUUUUUCAGUGCUGUAUAAAAAAGGGAGCGGGUCGGGCUUUAUGAGUCCCGAAUUCCAGUCCACGCUUUUGGGCAGUGAGAUUGCUGAUACUCGUGCAGAUGUUGCCUAUGGAUCAAAGAUCGCUCUUCGCCAUGAGGCUACUCGUGGUGGUUAUUUGCACUCACACGCACACAAUUAUCCUGGUGGAUCUCAGCAGCAGCAAAUGACUUGCUAUCCUUUUAGAGAUGAAAAUAGUUGGUUUUUGGUCAAGCCUGAACUUACUUUUGUUAAUGACACUGCAGUUGAUACCAUGCCUACUGGAUUUGAGCGUCUUAAGCAUGGCUCGGUUGUUCGUCUAGAACAUGUUUCUACUUUUAAAAAACUGCACAGUCAUGAUGUUAGAUCUGGCUUUAACGAUGACAAGGACUACAAUGAGGCUUCUGGUUAUGGAAUGAAGGAUUAUCCAGGAGACUCCAACGACUAUUGGGUUGUUGAGCUUUUAAAUCAAAAGUCCACGUCUGAUCCUCCUAAUAUCAAGGCUAUUCAUGAUCGUAUUCGCUUGAAGCAUCGUGGCACUGGUUGCUAUUUGUUUUCUCGCGCUACAAAGCUUCCUGAGUGGGGCUUUGGCCAACAAGAAGUAUCAUGUGCCAAGAAUGGUCUGAAGAAACUCUCAGUUUGGCGUAUCGAGUAUAAUGAGCAUCCAGAAAUGCCUGAUGAUGUUGAGAUGAUCAAUUACAAAAAGCCGGGCUUUUUUUCCAAGUUUAUUCAUGUUCAUCAAGUGAUGUGGCAAAUCAAUCAAGGCCUCAAGGGCUCUCAUCCAUACGACUCUCGUCCAGGUGUAUGGCCAUUUCUUCGCCGAGGAAUCAGUUUUUGGCACUCGAAAACCACCACGGGAACAAUCUAUCUACUCGGAAAUCCCCUUAUCUGGUUUUCAGCACUAGUUGGAUUGAUAGUUUACAUUGGAUAUGAGCUAUUUGAAGCUGUUGCUGCCAAACGUAGAGUGGCAUUCAUCAACCUGGGAUUUCUCAAGGAAGCAGCAAACGCUUCUUGGUUCUUUUUUAUUGGCUGGUGUCUUCACUACCUUCCUUUUUUCUUUAUGAAGCGCCAGCUGUUUCUGCAUCAUUAUCUGCCAUCACUCUACUUUUCAAUCUUGCUGCUUGGGGCACUCUUUGAUGUUAUCACUUUGAAAUUAAGGCGAUAUGGCCAACUCAUGGCUGCUAUUGGAUGUGCUUUGGCAGUAAUCUGGAUCUUUUCUAUAUUUUCACCACUAGCAUAUGGUACUGAAAUGACACCUGUACAAUGUCAGCGAAUGAAAUGGGUAUCCACCUGGGACUUUAACUGUAUGCAAGGAGUACCGCCACCACCAGCACUCUCACCUAGCCCAACCAAUAAUAUGGAAGCAGAGGAGAAGAUUUUGGGGGAAAUAGACGUAGCACUUGAUGAUGAAAGUGAUUGAGCUCGUCUAGUUUGUCCAGGACAGUACAACUCUUUGGAAAGUCAAAGACAUUGUAUUUAAUUCCAUAGUUUUGGAUCCAAGAAUGAUUACUUUUUAUACUCUGUUAAAUUCAAGUAAUUCAUUAAACACGAUUUGAGAUUUGGUUUG